This is a messenger RNA of Penicillium brevicompactum, 744 nucleotides long. RefSeq lists its product as uncharacterized. The coding region runs from base 1 to 744 and encodes 247 amino acids. NCBI's taxonomy places the organism in Eukaryota, Fungi, Ascomycota, Eurotiomycetes, Eurotiales, Aspergillaceae. The transcript has 2 exons. The record is from RefSeq and is a predicted model, not a curated record.
AUGGCAUUGACAAUAUCCCAACUAGCCACCACAUUGGGCGCGGACGUGCCAGGCCCGACCAAUCUCAACAGCCUCCACCAUCAUAGCAGCAUCACAAAGGAAUUCGACCCUCUUUUGUUUGAAGCAGCAGCCUCACUGCAACUCCAAUCUCAGCUCAAGCUCCAGAACAGCCAAUCAGAACAGGACUCAACCCACCUCAUUGCAUCUCCAUACAAUGACCCGUCCCAUCUCCUCGACAUCUCAGCCCUAGAUCACCAAGAUCGAAUCUUCGCGCUGGCACUCACAUACCUCAAGCCAAUACGCAAUGAUUAUGCGACAGCUGCAUAUACCGAGUCUUUCAAUUGGGACGAGGUAUUCUCUCUCGUGAAAUCAUUCUCCGAGGCCGAGAACCGACCCUGGAAAGCGCAAUCUUACUACGUCGUGAUAUUCCGCUCGAUCCUUUUACCAGACGCUGAUGGUGAUCGACUCUAUGCUUUGGAUGCGCAUUCCCACCGUGAAGCAAUUGCCUCGGGGGGUCUAUUAAAGUAUUGGUUUGGGUCGAAGAAUGCAGAGAGGAGGAACUUGGCGACUUGUAUCUGGCGCUCGAGGAAUGAUGCUAGACUUGGUGGACGGGGACCUUGGCAUGCGCAGGCUAGAGCUGCGGCUACCGUUAUGUACGAGGAGAUUCUUUUCACGACGUUGAGGUUGAAUAUCCAUGAUGGAGCCGAGGGGUGGGAGUUGAGUGACUGGAAGGACGAGGCCUGA